AUGGCCUUCAGGGCCAAGGACGACUCGGCGGUGGGCUACGAGAGCGAUGCCGCCUGGGACGCCGUCGCCAGCCGCUAUGGGGAUGCCGGAGAGCAGUGGCGUGCGCGCCGCGUCACGUUCUUCAAGAACGGCGACCCCUGGUUCCAAGGCCUGCAGAUGCGAUUUGUACCCGGCAGGGAUUAUGCUUCGCUGGAGGCACUCUGCGCCAAAAUCUCGGACAGGAUGGACCUGCCGAACGGGGCCCGAUACGUGUUCGCCAUGGAUGGCUCCCGAGUACGCAUGAUUCAGUUUCUCUUGGACGGCGCCAGCUAUGUGUGCUCGUCGACCAGGACCUUCCAGAAGGUGCCGUACGGUAUGCAGACGCUGGAGCGGCGCACGCAGCCUGGGUCACAGGAGGUCACGACGCGCCACUAUAAGCCGCGCCGGCACCGGGUCAAGCCACUCUCACCGGUGCUCAGGCGCGGCUUCAAGACGGGCGCCGGCGCCGGCUCUGGCGACACCAACGGCAAAACGGGCCGCCGCUCUGGCGAUGGCCGCAUCAUUAAGAUCGUCAGCAACACCGACCACUCGGUGCAGAGCCGGGUACUCCUUAACCUGAAAACUACGCAACCGUUUGAAGAUGUUCUUGCAGACCUGGGACAGGUAGUGAGGGUGAAGGACGCCUCCAAAAUGUACACCACGUGGGGUCAAGAGGUGAAGAGCUUCUCGCAGCUGCGGAACGACUUCCCUGAGACGGACACGUUCUACCUGGCUGGCGGCGGGCCAACGGCGAUCCGUGGCACCAAAGUCGCUGCCGACCCGGCCUUCCGCACCAUCGUGGACCAGAAGCAGGAGACGGCGCUGCUGCGUCGCUACAACAGUGAGCCCGCCAUGCAAGUCGGAAGCCGGAAGGCGGCACCGGCGCGCGGCCGCGCCGACUCGGCUUCGGACGGAACCGGAGCCAGAGGCGGCGCCGGAGCCCGCAGCGCCGCCGAGAAGGCGCGGAUCAGGGUCAGCCUGCUAGGCCAGACCCGCAGCCUCUACCGGCCCACCAAGGAGCCGCGCCGCGACUCCAUGCCACCCGACCGGCGACUGAAGCUCGAGUGGGCAUACGGGUACCGUGGCGCAGACAGUCGGCACAACCUGUGGGUCCUGCCCUCCGGGGAGCUUCUGUACUACGUGGCCACCGUGGCCGUCCUGCUCAACAGGAGGUCCGACACGCAGCGCCAUUACACAGACCACACGGAGGAUAUACAAUGUAUGGACGUACACCCGUCCAAGCAUGUGGUGGCGUCCGGACAACGGGCGGGCACCGGCUCCCUGUUCGGUGCCGUGCGCGUGUGGGGCGUGGACCGGCUCGACACGCUGCACCUGUUCUCGGGCCGCGAGCUUCAGCUGGGUGUGUCGGGCCUGGCCUUCUCGCUGCGUAACCAGGGCGCCCACCUGCUGGCCGUGGACGCCGGCGAGGAGCACCUCAUGUCCGUCUGGACCUGGCACAACCAGCAGCUGCUCGGCCGCGUGGCGACGCACCAAGACCCCGUGUUCGGCGCCAAGUUUCACCCAAUGGACAACAAUCUGAUCGUGACCCACGGCAAGGACCACCUGACCUUCUGGACCCGGCGACGGGACGGCAUCUUCGACGCGACGGACCUCUUCGCCGGGUCUACGAGAAAAACAGUGUUAAGUGUUGCUUUUGAGGCCGGAGGAGACCUCAUAACGGGAGAUUCAGAGGGAUUUAUCACCACGUGGACAAUCGACAACAACGGAGACUAUCGCAAAAAGCUCGACUUUGAGGCGCACUCGUGCGCGGUGACGGCGCUGCUGCUGUUGUCCGAAGUGACGCUGCUCUCUGGCGGCGAGCGCGACCGCAAGAUCUGCGCCUGGGACUGCGAGCACGGCUACAGCAAGCGCGCCGAGACCAGGCUGCCAGAGGCGGCCGGCAGCAUCCGGACACUGUGUCCGCAGCGGGUCGGCACCAAUGACGGCAACAUCUACGUCGGCACAAUCAGGAACAUGAUCCUGGAGGGGUCCAUGAUGCGUCGCUUCAACACGGUGGUGUUCGGCCACAGUAAACAGCUGUCGGGCUUGGCCACCUGCAACGAGGAGGUGUCGUUUGUCACCGCGGGAAGCGACAGGGUGGUGGCCAAGUGGUCGGCGCAGCGUAAGCUUAUAUGGAAGUCUCCGGCGCACUCGUGCGCGGUGACGGCGCUGCUGCUGUUGUCCGAAGUGACGCUGCUCUCUGGCGGCGAGCGCGACCGCAAGAUCUGCGCCUGGGACUGCGAGCACGGCUACAGCAAGCGCGCCGAGACCAGGCUGCCAGAGGCGGCCGGCAGCAUCCGGACACUGUGUCCGCAGCGUGUCGGCACCAAUGACGGCAACAUCUACGUCGGCACAAUCAGGAACAUGAUCCUGGAGGGGUCCAUGAUGCGUCGCUUCAACACGGUGGUGUUCGGCCACAGUAAACAGCUGUCGGGCCUGGCCACCUGCAACGAGGAGGUGUCGUUUGUCACCGCGGGAAGCGACAGGGUGGUGGCCAAGUGGUCGGCGCAGCGUAAGCUUAUAUGGAAGUCGCCGGUGAGCAGCGAGGCGGUGUCGUGCAGCGUCCACCCGCUGGACACGGUCGUGGCCGUGGGCUCGGCCGACGGACACCUGUACGUGUACAAGCUGUCGGACGGCACGCAGAUCGGCUCGUUCCGCGUCUGCGGCCAGUCGCUCAACUGCGUCAGCUACAGCCCAGGGGGCGACAUGCUGGCGAUCGGAGCGCAGACCGGCAGCGUGUACCCCUUCAAGGUGGGACGGGACGGCAUGAUCUACGUCAAGUUCGGCCCCAUGCAGGGCUCACAUCCCAUCACCCAGCUGGACUGGAGCGUUGACGGGGAGUACCUGCAGACGGUCACCAGUGGACACGAGCUGGUCUACUGGAGCAAGCGGUCGCUGUCAAAGGAGAAAUCGCCGUACCAUCUGCGAGACAAGCACUGGGCCACGCAGACCUGCACGGUCGGAUACCACGUGCUCGGAGCGUGGCCUGACCUACACUACAUCAACCAGCUGCGGGCCUGGUCGGACAGCUACGCCGACGCCCAGCACGGCAAGGUGCUGCUGACAGCCUGCAGGUCCCGUGAGCACGACCUGCUGGCUGUCGGCGACUCAGAGGGAGGUCUGCAGCUGUACAGGUAUCCGUGUCCGCUGAGCAUGCGGGACACACCUCAGUGCCACCGGUACAACCCCCAGAGCUCCCACGUGGCCUGUGCCCGGUUCCUGCGCACCGACCGCCACCUGGUGACCGUGGGUGGUACCGACGCCGCCCUGCUUCAGUGGCGGAUCGUCUAGCGCCCCGGAACAGGACGCCGCACGGACAGGGCGGAAGCCGGGACGGAAUGCCGCGCGGACAGGGCGGAAGCCGGGACAGGGUGCCGCACGGACAGCGCGGAAGCCGGGACAGGGUGCCGCACGGACAGCGAGGAGGCCGGGACAGGAUGCCGCACGGACAGCGCGGAAGCCGGGACAGGAUACCGCACGGACAGCGAGGAAGCCGGGACAGGAUACCGCACGGACAGCGCGGAAGCCGGGACAGGAUGCCGCACGGCCAGCGCGGAAGCCGGGACAGGAUGCCGCACGGACACAGCAGAAGCCGGGACAGGAUGCCGCACGGACAGCGCGGAAGCCGGGACAGGAUGCCGCACGGACACAGCAGAAGCCGGGCGGAUCAGGUCGCCUUUGCCGGCAGUGCGGUCCAGUGGGGGGCGGGGGGGGGCUGUCCUUCCCGCGAGCGCGAGGUGGGACCGCAAGGACGGCUUCCACGCGGGUGGAAUCGUUGGCACGUGAUGGGACGGAGAGCGGACUGUGCACGCAGGGUGUCUGAGAUUGAACGAACCUGUUAUUUUUGUAGGAGCUCUGAGUUCCCUGGUGUUUUGCCCGGCUCAGACGCAGCUAGUCCGUACUAAGCACAGGGUAUGAUUGUCGUGUGCAGGGUAUGAUUGUCGUGUACAGGGUAUGAUUGUCGUGUGCAGGGUAUGAUUGUCGUGUACAGGGUAUGAUUGUCGUGUGCAGGGUAUGAUUGUCGUGUAAACUCACGGUGCGAUGGCAUCGUUUGAGUCACCUAAGCAAUGGUACCUCUUUUUGGUACGUCACCCAGAGUGCGGCGUCGUUUCUACUGGCAGCCUUGUUUCUGUCAGUUCACUGGCACGCCGCAUAUGAUGUCCUGUCUUUUCAUACUGAAGUGUCUUGCAGGGCACGAGAUACGCGAAGCACCGCGCCCCGUCGCGUCCGCCGUGCUGUCCAUACCAGACAGCCGUGCCUUGAGAUUGGGGAUCUCAGCGCCUUGAGAUAGCCGUGUCUAUGUGCAUUUAGCAUGUGAAGUCCU
Molecule: messenger RNA, 4342 nt
Organism: Pollicipes pollicipes
Lineage: Eukaryota; Metazoa; Arthropoda; Thecostraca; Pollicipedomorpha; Pollicipedidae
Product: echinoderm microtubule-associated protein-like CG42247
Exons: 22
Coding region: 1-3309 (1102 amino acids)
Biological process (GO): microtubule cytoskeleton organization; intracellular signal transduction
Cellular component (GO): mitotic spindle
Molecular function (GO): microtubule binding
Source: RefSeq, a predicted model, not a curated record